UAAAAAAUGGCAUUGAAAUGACUGUCACGUCACAUUAACAACGUCAAACUAAAUGAGACCGACUAAAAGUAAAUAUUCGUGCGAGGAAUAACUGAAAAUAAUAUGAAUUAGUAAUUCUAUUUGGUUAAUUGUCAUAUUUACUAUUAUUGAAAUAACGCUACAAUGGGGAUGUUAUUUAGCUAUUUUAAGAGCCUCAUAGGUACUCGCGAAAUGAGAAUCCUGAUUUUGGGUCUAGACGGAGCAGGAAAAACGACAAUACUAUACAGACUUCAAGUAGGAGAAGUAGUCACAACUAUUCCAACGAUAGGAUUUAAUGUUGAACAGGUCACAUACAAAAACCUGAAAUUUCAAGUUUGGGACUUGGGCGGACAAACUAGUAUUAGGCCUUAUUGGAGAUGUUAUUACAGUAACACAGAUGCUAUUAUUUAUGUAGUGGAUUCCGCAGACAAAGAACGAAUAGGCAUAUCGAAAGACGAAUUAGUUCCGAUGCUUAGGGAGGAAGAAUUAUCAGAUGCAAUUUUAGUGGUUCUGGCGAACAAGCAAGACAUCCCGGGCUGUAUGUCUCUGAAAGAAGUCCACCAGGCCCUGGGGCUGGAAGCCUUGAAAAAUAGGACCUUUCAAAUAUUCAAAACGUCUGCUAUUAAAGGGGAAGGUUUGGAUAUGGCGAUGGAAUGGCUGGCGAAUGCUCUUAAAAAUCGAAAAUAACCCCCAUUCAUUGGUGUUUUCUAGUCCUUUCAUUUUCCUCGUCAUUGUAAAUUAUUUUUAAAAAAAUGUAUUUAAUAUAAUUUCGUUAUAUUUCUAUCCGUACAUAAUAUACUGUUAUUUCGAGUAGAUUAAAAUAUUGUAAUUCGUACGUUCUAAACCGUUAUUUUAUUAAAGUCGUGAUUUUUAAUACAAUAAAUUACAGGGUGAAAAUUUUUUGAAUUUGAUUAGAAGUACUUGUAUUAUGUACGGAUUUUAUGUCCAUUUGUGAACUCGUGAGGGCCCUCAAAUACUUGCCCGAUACAGUAUUGUUUGUCACAAAUAUAUAUUUUAAAUGUAUAAAGCAAAGGUGAUCCUAGUAGUAUUAAUGGUGACUGAUCGGAAAAACCUAGGCAUGAUUUUAUAAAUGAAAUUUUCUACUUUCAAAAACCACUUAAUUCAUUUAACAUGUACAGAAUUUACUCAUACAAAUAACGAAGUUAGAGAAUUAGAGCAUGAAUCAAAUAUAUUGUUAAGGCCUCAUAAUUAAAAUACUGUUAGGAUCAUGCAGUUACUUCUAAUUUUUUUCUUAUUUUGUAAGUGUAGCAGGAACCUCAAUUCGUUUCGAAUCUAUAAGUAACCGUUGCAUAUUAGCUUGUAAAAUAUUUACAUUCCUAAUUUCACUUCAUCAUGGAUUUAUUGCCCACUGUACUUUUUUCAAAAAGAUUAACUUUUGUAAUUAAAUAAAAUGUAAAUGUUU
This is a messenger RNA of Phyllotreta striolata, 1441 nucleotides long. The record is from the annotation of a GenBank genome assembly. Lineage: Eukaryota; Metazoa; Arthropoda; Insecta; Coleoptera; Chrysomelidae.